Molecule: messenger RNA, 3239 nt
Organism: Hyalella azteca
Lineage: Eukaryota; Metazoa; Arthropoda; Malacostraca; Amphipoda; Hyalellidae
Gene: Brd8
Product: bromodomain-containing protein 8
Exons: 17
Coding region: 142-2511 (789 amino acids)
Cellular component (GO): NuA4 histone acetyltransferase complex
Molecular function (GO): protein binding
Source: RefSeq, a predicted model, not a curated record
UCACAAAACUCAAAUUACUAAGAAAUCCUAAAAUGCUGGAACUUUUAAUUUUUGAAUCAAGUAAGGUUGUUGCAACUGCCUAGUUAGUGUAAUCAUUUGGUGCCAACUACUUAAGUGGCAGUCAGAAGAGAAGCUGCUACAAUGAAACAAAGUCAGCUGGACACUUGGAGCACCAGGGAGCAACUGGCGCUGGUAUCAGCUGUUCAAAGUAGUGGUGACCAAAACUGGGUUGCCGUUAGUCGGGCCAUCCGACUGCUAAGCAAUGAAGGACCUCGUCCCCUGGACUGGUAUAGCCAGAAGAACUGUGCCCUGCAGUAUGCAAGUCUCCUGGAGACAGUCACUCCUGCCAAGCGCAAGCGAGAUAAGGACAAGACCAACGGCCUGUCUUCAUCUGAUGUACCCUGCACUGAGACACCUGGCGAGACCCUGGCUAAACUCUUGGCUAAACAGCACCUGAGUGAGCUGGCUGCGGUGAUAGAGCAGGAGCGACAGCUGUACCACCAGCUGCGUCAUGAGCUGCAACAGCUGGAAGCAGGCCACCUCGACCACCAGCUGGAUCUGCUCUGGGACCAGAUGGUGCAGGAGGAGCAGGACGACCAGGCGCAGCAGCAGCGCUACCAGGAGUGGGCGAAGCAGCGCGAGGAGGCCAUCGCUGCCGUCCAGCUUGCCCUCAGGCCUCCCAAGGGUGCGGUGGGCAAGCGGGGCGUGGGUCGCCCCCCUCAGGAGGAUGCCGCCCCUACACAGGCCUCCACCAACGGCGCCCAGGUUGAUGACCUCAGCCGCGGGGGUGACCCCGGGAGGGCGGGGGACGUCACGACGCCCUCAUCGCCGCUGCUCUCGUCCCUCCUGACGAGGGGCGCCCCUCGCACGCCGCCCCUGCAGGACCUGGCGAGACCUUCGUCAGCAGUUGCCGUGGCGGGGGCCAGCAUCGUGCAGAAGCUCUUCUCUGACGCCGACGGGGAAACUAAACCUGCGCCGCCGCGCCCUCCUGCUGACGAGGCUGGAGACGAGGUGCCUCGUAAGGCCGCCAAGGACGACGACGGCGACGAAGACGACGAUAAAAAACCCGCCGUCAACGGCCUGCCGCCCGUCAAGGAGGAGCUCGACGAGGGGACGUGUGCCAAGACGGAGCCCAGGGAUACCAGCGCCCUAGUCAUCAAAGAGGAUCCGCUCAUCAUCAUCAACAAACCUGAGGCUGAGUGCCUGCAGGCCUCUUACGGCGGUGCUGCGAUGAGCUCCUCGAAGGAAGGCUAUCAGGACACGGUCGCCUCGCCCACGCUCCCCAAACAGGAAGUCCACGUGUGGGACGACGUGAAGCUGCAGCUGGGGGAGGUGCAGCGUAAGUACUCACGUCUCGGCGCCUCGAAAUAUCAUCACAUCUUCUCCGGCGACUCAACCAUGAAACUUGAGAAGGAAUCUGAGGAAGAGGAAGACGUGGAGGAGGACGUGGAGGAAGAGGAGGAGGAUGAUGGAUUUGCAGGAUUUGGGCCCUCAAGUCUGAGUGUAGGAGGCUGUAUGAUAGGAUCUGUGCUGGCCACCGCUGCCGAGAAGCGCCGCUCUGAGGAUGAAGACGUUUAUAAUAUCGACAACGACGACACGAUUGGUCUUAAGGCUUCAGAAAAACUCAAACUUAAGGAGAAUGCUCUACACAAGCUGGGCGCUGAGGGCGAGGCGGCAGACGAAGUGCUGCGGUCAGCGCCUGAGACGGCGGCCGCCCUCGGGUCACCGGGGGCAUCACAGGCGAGCUUCAUCGCGGCCGCUGACGACGAAGGAGGCGCCGGCGUCGUCAGGAAGGACGUGCUGAAGACGAAGCAAAUGAAGCGCGUCAGAGACGACAGGAACAUCGACUUUGAUGACUGCGACUCCGUGGACAGUCUUGCGACCACGUCUAGUCUGUGUGGCGGCGACAGCGACGGUGGAGUUCGGGGCACUAAACGCAAACUCCAAACUUCCGACUCCAUGUUUGGAGCCUUCCAAUUGGGGUCUCCACGCACCUUCUCCGACACCUCACCCGAGUCACCCACCUCCACCUGCCAUGGAGAUGACCUGGAGAGCGAGAAGGCGCUGAGGUUGUGGCGUAAGUCCAUCAUGAUUCUCUACAACGAGAUCGCAGCGCACAAGUUCGCUAGCGUCUUCUUGCGACCCAUCACCGAGGACAAGGUGCCUGGCUACCUCUCCGUCGUUCUCAGACCCAUGGACCUGCAGACCAUCAAGCGCAACAUCGAGGGCGGCGUGAUACGUACGACGGAGGAGUUCCAGCGCGACGUGAUGCUCAUGUGCAUCAACGCUGUCACCUACAACACCAGGGGCCACAACGUCCACGACAUGGCCACCAGGCUCAUGAGUGACGCUCUCGCCAAGAUUGAGGAGUUCCAGAGCGCGGCGGCCGUGGUGUUGCCGGCAUCUCCCAUCAAGUCGCUGAGGCGAGAGACGCGCGAGUCUCUGGCCAAGCGAUCUGACGACCCCAGCACCGCUACCGUCAGGAGCUACAAGAAAAAGAAACUCUCGUAAGGUUCCUCGGACCUCAGGCUCGACUCUGGUGUAGUUCCACUGGGAAUAAAUGGGUCAGCCGGCAAGCCUGGGCCACUGAAGCGAUUGUUUUUGACAGAGCUAAAGACCACCGAAUCUUCAGCGCGAAAUAUGUUCUACUAAAGCGCUAAAAAAAAAAACUCCCACUACCAUUGCGGUUGUUAUUUUUUGUAGAAAUUCCGUCUUACGAGGAUGUGAAUAGUAACACUUAUGAUUUUUAGUUAUGUAAGGAGGACAGCAAUCUGUGUGCUGUUCCAAGUUGAGGUACGUUAUUUACCAUUUGCAAGCUGAGACAAGUUACUCUCUUGAUCCAUGUCACGAUAUGCACGGUAAAUGCAUUCAACGAAGUUAAUUCUUUCCACCCUUCUAGUUGUAAAUUGUUAGUUGCCUUUGAAUAUUAGCCCCGUAUCCCUUCGGUCUGUUUAGUCUUCUCGUGAUUGUUGCAGACCACUUUUACUUUGAUAUAAGCGGUAGGAGUGGUAUUUUUCUGCAGGCACUGCCUGUCCAUACAGUGUCUGCCUACACGCCGAGCUGUCGGCGGCUCUUUAAUGUCGAUGCAAUAAAUCAGGAGAUCGCAGUGGCGUCUGAAGUCUGAAUGAAUUUCAGAUUCUUAUCAAGCACUCUAGCCUAAUCUGAUGCGUAAGGUCAUUUUGCUACUGAACUACAACAAAGAUUCUUGAAUAGUAUAUUUUGUAAAUUACUGAAUACGA